This is a messenger RNA of Pundamilia nyererei, 571 nucleotides long. Its product is annotated as CD63 antigen-like. The record is from RefSeq and is a predicted model, not a curated record. Gene Ontology annotation, cellular component: plasma membrane. Lineage: Eukaryota; Metazoa; Chordata; Actinopteri; Cichliformes; Cichlidae. The transcript has 4 exons. The coding region runs from base 1 to 384 and encodes 127 amino acids.
AUGGCUAAUGGUGUCAACGCCAAAGCACAGGAAGUGAUUAACGACUACAGCCCUGAGAGGAGACAUGCAAUUGACAAAAUUCAGGAAAAGUUCAAGUGUUGUGGUGCGGACAGCUAUGCCGACUGGUCCCAGAGCGCGGGCUGGGAAAAGCACGACGCCGUGCCAGAUUCCUGCUGCGUGGUGAAGAGUGAGGGCUGUGGACAGGACAAGGAGAAGGCACAUAAAAAGGGCUGCCUCUGGGCAAUCAGUGUCUUCCUGUUGAAAAAUCUGGUGUGGGUCGGCGCUGUCUGCAUUGCUCUUGGAGUCACGGAGGUUUUUGGAGUAUUAGUCGGGGUGUGCUUGUGUCUGGACAUUAAGCGAAAGAACUACGAAAACAUCAGCUAAUGCAUCAUCACUGCUCUAUUAUCUCUGGAUGCUCGACUGUGUCUAGAAAAAAAUCUUAUCUACAUACUUGCUAUAAUUGCAGCUGGUAUCUAACAAAGAGAAAUUGAUCUGCUAUAGUGGUGAAAAAAUCUAUUUUAAAUUAACAUUCAUGCUUGCUAUGCACAUAAUUAUUAAACAUGUGAUCGCA